This is a messenger RNA of Heterotrigona itama, 606 nucleotides long. The record is from the annotation of a GenBank genome assembly. Lineage: Eukaryota; Metazoa; Arthropoda; Insecta; Hymenoptera; Apidae.
AUGUCAGCAUUUUUAGGUAAGAAAAUGUUAGUAUCAAUAGGUUAGUUAACUUUUAUAUAUACAUGUUCAUAAAUUAAUAAUAAGUUUUCGUCAUAAAUUAUUGCAUAUGUAGUAAAAUUCUUUUUAUUUAAUCUCUAUUGAUUUUAUAGAUUCUAUCGUAUUUCUUACUGUUGUGGCAUUUUUAUGGGGUGUAACGAAUCCAUUUAUUAAGAAAGGAGCCAAAGGUUUAGAAAAUGUAAAAUCAUCUUCUAAUUUUGGUCAAUUUUUUAAAGAGCUUGCCUUUCUUGUUACAAAUUUAAAGUACAUUAUACCAUUUAUCAUUAAUCAAAGCGGAUCUGUAUUGUAUUUUUUAACUUUGAGUAAAGCAGAUAUAUCAUUGGCUGUCCCAGUUACUAAUUCUCUUACUUUUGUGAUAACUGCAAUGACUGGUUGGAUUUUGGGUGAAGAAAAGAUAAAUAAAUGUUGGCAUAUAAUUUGUUAUCUUUCAAUAUCCAUAAUUUAUAAUGGAAUUUAUAUAAAUUUUGAUUUUCAGAUACGUAUAUGGGGAUGAUAUUGAUUUUGAUUGGAACAGUCCUUUGUUGCUUGGAUAAAAUAGAGAAUACUUAG